Molecule: messenger RNA, 1478 nt
Organism: Engraulis encrasicolus (European anchovy)
Lineage: Eukaryota; Metazoa; Chordata; Actinopteri; Clupeiformes; Engraulidae
Product: C-C chemokine receptor type 1
Exons: 2
Coding region: 147-1274 (375 amino acids)
Biological process (GO): positive regulation of cytosolic calcium ion concentration; calcium-mediated signaling; cell chemotaxis
Cellular component (GO): external side of plasma membrane; membrane
Molecular function (GO): C-C chemokine receptor activity; C-C chemokine binding
Source: RefSeq, a predicted model, not a curated record
GGUCCAGACAGACGGACGGACAUCUCUCUUGCACAUGAACCUGCACAUGAACACACACACCUGUAGAAAACAAGAAAACAGGCUGCAGGGGGGAAAAACACAGGACAUAUCCUCUGAACCUUCUCUCUCUCUCUCUGUCUCACAUCAUGAAAUCCACAAUUAACUCAACUCAAACCACUUCGCUGCCAGGACUGCAGGAUUAUGCUACACUUGGUCUCGUAAAACCAACAGUGUCAAAUAUUGGUGAAGAGAAUGACUACGGUGACUACUAUAGCAGUACAGAAACCUUUGAGCCCUGCAAUAUUACCGACUUGAAGGCUUUCGCCGGGGUGUUCCUGCCCACCCUCUACAGUCUUGUGUUUGUGACCGGGUUGCUUGGCAACGGCCUGGUGGUCUGUGUCCUGCUGUGGUUCCGUCGCAGGUGCAACCUGACAGACGUGUGUCUGUUGAACCUGGCUCUGUCUGACCUGCUGUUCGUGCUGUCUCUGCCUCUCUGGGCCACGUACGCCGCCAAGGGCUCCUGGCCCUGGAACAUCGCCAUGUGCCGCCUCAUGACCUUACUCUACACCACCGGUUUCUAUGGCAGCAUUGGCUUCAUGGUUGCCAUGACGCUGGACCGCUACCUGCUCAUCAUCCACCACAGCUCCACCACUGCGUGGCGUACCUUCAGAUUCGGCAUGGUCAUGAUUGGUGCGGUGUGGGGCUUGAGCCUAAUAGCUUCCCUGCCUAGCGUUGUGUUUGCCGACGUGAACACCACACAGGGAGCGAACACAUGCGCCACGGAGAUCCCGCACGAUUCCUGGUGGAGAUCAUUUGACUACAUCGAGAUGAACGUCCUGGGAUUGAUCUUGCCCCUGGCGAUCAUGGUGGGCUGCUACGGCAGGAUCAUCCCCACCCUACUCAAGAUGAAGACCCAGAAGAAGCACAAAGCCAUUAAACUCAUCGUGGCCAUCAUCAUCACCUUCUUCGUCUUCUGGACGCCCUACCACAUCGUCCUCUUCUUGCACCUGCUGAAGCAGCGGGGAUACUUCCCAGAGUGCCACCAGAUGAACCAGCUGGAUCUGGCCAUGAAGGUGACGGAGACCCUGGCCUUCACCCACUGCUGUCUUAACCCCAUCAUCUAUGCCUUCGCUGGGGAGAAGUUCUGCAGGCUGGUGGUGAAGAUGCUGGGGAAAUGGCUGCCACUGUUCUCAGCAUCCAGGGACUUCAGUUCAGAGCGCAGAAGCUCUGUUUACUCACGUUCCUCAGAGAUGACCUCCACAAAGUUGCUAUAGUCAUAAAGCACGCUCCACGAUAGGUGCAUCGAUGGAAGAAAAUGAACAGACAUUGGGGUGGCAGGGAUGUCAUUUUUUUGCAUUAGUUGGGAGUGUGAUGUUUUUGCAUCAAUGGGAAGCGUAAAUAUAGUGUGGAGUAAGACAGUGAGAAAGGGUUGAAGAGUGUGAUUGAAAGGUUCUGUUCAGGUUUUUUCAAUUAAAAAA